Styela clava is the source of this 502-nucleotide messenger RNA. RefSeq names its product transmembrane protein 243-like. Lineage: Eukaryota; Metazoa; Chordata; Ascidiacea; Stolidobranchia; Styelidae. The record is from RefSeq and is a predicted model, not a curated record.
UCUUACUCUGCUGUACACACCUUUUGCAAUAUUACCGCACCAAAUCAAUAUUUAUAUAUGCUAACAACUCAACAAGGGCUAGGCUGAAAAAUCAUUAGCAACCAAGAAAUGGAUGGAGGAUAUGAAGAGCUUGAUCGGCCUUUAUUUGGAGUGAGCACAAGAAGGGGACGUCUGUGCAAUCUCAUAGUGGGAACCAUAACGAGCGUGUUAGUUGCAGGAACUGUGAUAAUGUCAGUCAUAUCUCUAACCUCUAGGAACUGCGAGCUUGGAGCAAACAAUAUACUAUUUGGGGUCUGCAUUGUAGUUGUAUGCAUCUCGUUGCUGAUACUAAUAUAUUGGUAUAGGGAAGGAGAUGUCGAUCCAAAGUUCAAGAAGUUGAUUUAUUUUAACUCUGCUUCUGUUGUGAUGCUCUGUAUCUGCGCAAACAGCUAUUUCUUUAGCUGCCAUAAACUCAACAGUAUUGGAAAUAACACAGUCACAUGAUUUGAUGUGUAGAGCUUUC